Messenger RNA from Seriola aureovittata, 3997 nucleotides. It is a transcript of the gene uckl1b, whose product is annotated as uridine-cytidine kinase 1-like 1b. The transcript is spliced from 15 exons. Bases 859 to 2466 code for a protein of 535 amino acids. Lineage: Eukaryota; Metazoa; Chordata; Actinopteri; Carangiformes; Carangidae. The record is from RefSeq and is a predicted model, not a curated record. Gene Ontology annotation, molecular function: kinase activity; ATP binding. Gene Ontology annotation, cellular component: cytoplasm.
UGCUGACGUCUCCAGACUCUGGUGUAAGGUACACAGAGACAUGGCGAGUCCCUGCAGGGAAAAAAGCACAUCGCCUCCCCUUUCCCUCUGUCGCCUUCUCCCUCUCUCCCCUCUCCAUUUCUCCUUCUCUUCACCUCCCCAACACAGCCUGAAGCAUCUCUGUUGUGAAUUCGGUCAACUGCAUCAAUAACAGAGGAAUAUAAAUGCAGUAUGUUUGUCUAUUCCUACUGUUUUUUUCACACUUUUUCUUUUUUCCCCAGUUUAUUUUUUCGUGUCUCUGUCGCUCCCUUCUGGUUCCUCUUUCACCUCCAGCCACAUGUUGCGACACUAACUGUCAAAGACAGAUGACCCAAGCUUGGCAUGUGUAUGUGUGUGUUUAUGUGUAUGCGUACGUGUGUGUGUGCCAGGAGUGGGAAGGUCUAGCUCUAACCUGAUGCUAUUAAUACCACCUAAUGAACAUAAUCUGGAGGGUAGGUUAUCCUCUUACAUUUGUUGGCUGGACGAAUGAGGGGAGGAGGGAAGAGCAAGUGAAAGAGGAGGGAAAAGCUGUGCUGUAGUUUCACUUCGAAUGCGCUCUGUCUACCAAGCUGAAGUGCCUUCUCCCUCUGUCUCUCUACUGCUCCACUGAAUGGAAGAAACAGAAAGCUAAACAGAUGUUUAAAGUUUUGUUUCUUAUCAAAGUUGACUCCCCUUUAUAUUGCCCUCCCUCUAUCUCUCUGGAUGUGUUGUACCAGAGUGCAAUGCUGUUUACUGCUUUAUUGUGCUUGAGUGUGUAUAUACACUAAGGCAAAAAUAUAAGAUCAAGAUAAAACUCGCAGAGUACACAAAGUGGAAGCCGUAAUUAUAUUGUCUCAAGGCAUGAGCUAUCUACCGACUUACUCAGGAGCUAGAAUAUCUGGCUGUUGGACUCUCACAUCUGAUGGCAGUGGAGAUGGUGAGGGAUCACUGGAUCGGCUUCUCCCCUCAGUAAGCACAGGCCUGUCACCCAGGAAAAGAACCACUAGCCAGUGUAAGUCUGAGCCUCCUCUCCUACGCACCUCCAAGCGAACCAUCUACACCGCUGGACGCCCACCCUGGUACAACGAACAUGGAACACAGUCCAAAGAGGCCUUCGUCAUUGGUCUGUGUGGGGGCAGCGCUUCAGGAAAGACAACCGUAGCCAGGAAAAUCAUUGAAGCUCUAGAUGUUCCAUGGGUUGUACUACUCUCCAUGGACUCUUUCUACAAGGUCCUGACCCCAGAGGAACAGAUUCUGGCUGCCAGUAAUGACUAUAACUUUGACCACCCUGAUGCUUUCGACUUUGAUUUGCUGAAACAUAUCCUGCGCAAACUCAAAAAGGGAAAGAGUGUGAAAAUCCCGGUGUAUGAUUUUACAACUCAUGGGAGACAUAAGGAGUGGAAAACUGUAUAUGGAGCCAGUGUUAUCAUCUUUGAGGGAAUCAUGGCCUUUGCAGAUAAAGAGCUCUUGCAGUUGCUGGACAUGAAGCUUUUUGUGGACACAGACUCGGACAUCCGGCUGGUGCGCCGGUUGAGGAGGGACAUUUCUGAGAGGGGACGAGAAAUUGAGGGAGUCAUCAAACAAUACAACAAGUUUGUCAAGCCAGCGUUCGAGCAGUACAUUGAGCCCACCAUGCGCCUGGCUGAUAUUGUGGUGCCACGUGGUGGUGGCAACAUGGUGGCCAUUGACUUGAUCGUGCAGCAUGUCCACAGUCAGCUGGAGGAGAGGAAACUUCGCUGGGAUAUGGCAGCUCUUGCAUCUGCACACCAGGCCCAACCCCUACCCCAGACCCUCAGCGUUUUGGACAGCACACCCCAGGUCAAGGGUAUGCACACCAUCAUCAGAAAUAAGGAAACCAGCCGCGAUGAGUUCAUCUUCUACUCAAAGAGGUUGAUGCGUCUGUUGAUUGAGCGAGCGCUCUCCUUCCUCCCCUCACAGGUCCACGUAGUCCAGACCCCCCAAGGAGAGGAUUAUGAAGGCAGGACUUUCCAUGGGAAGAGGAUCACAGGCGUGUCCAUCCUGCGAGCCGGGGAGACCAUGGAGCCGGCUCUUAGGGCCGUCUGCAAAGACGUCCGCAUUGGCAAGAUCCUCAUCCAGACCAACCAGGACACAGGAGAACCGGAGCUCCAUUACCUGCGUCUACCGAAAGACAUCAGCGAAGAUCAUGUGAUUCUGAUGGACUGUACUGUGUCCACGGGAGCUGCUGCCAUGAUGGCUGUACGAGUCCUGCUGGACCAUGACGUUCAGGAGGACAAGAUCCUACUGGUGUCUUUGCUAAUGGCUGAAAUGGGAAUCCAUUCAGUGGCCUACGCAUUUCCACAGGUCAAAAUCAUCACCACAGCUGUUGACAAGAAGGUCAAUGAUCUCUUCCACAUCAUACCUGGCAUAGGAAACUUUGGGGAUCGGUACUUUGGAACAGAUGCACCCCCUGACUGGAGCGAUGAAGAGCUGGAUGAGCCCAGUUACUGAUGAAAUUAUUGGCAGUGCACUAACUAUGCUUCUGUCAGGCUAUAAAAUUUAUCCUUCAAGAGCCAAACAAUGGUGCCCUGAAAAAUAAACUGAACAGGACAAACGUUGUUAAUAUACAGCCACCUUUGUGAAAUUUUUAAUUAAAUUAUUUAAUCUUGUGUAAAUACUCUUGUGGAAAGUGAUGUUGAAAUAUUUUUCUAUGAUCAGUAAGUUAUGAAGGCCUAAUGUUUUAUUUUGGCUUUUAAAUUGUGAGAAUCUCUGUAUCGAAAUUUGCAGACAUGUUGGUUUUGAAAAGAUAUAUCUAGCCUUAAGCCGUGUGCUGCGUACGACACAACUGAAUGUAAAUUUGCACGUGCUGUACAAAAAAAAAAGAAAAAUCAAGCUUGUAAGGUUAUUUUUAUCACAUACCUUCUUCACAACUUUCAAAAAUCAGAACAUGAACUCAUGGUUGCUCAACUUCCAUUGCCAUGAGCACUUUCUGAAGGACCAUUCAAUCGGAAAAUGUGUAGGUGUAUCUGUCUUUUUUUUCUUUUUCUUUUUUUUUUUUUAGCUCUCUGGUUCAGCCUUUUCCUUCUCUCUGGAUGCUGACCUAACCAGUAGAAAAGGAUGUUGAAAAUUGUUUUUCAUUAUACAGCUAAAAGUAUGCACUUGUGGUGUGUAUUUAUGCAGUAUGUCCUUCAUUUACAUAUUUUAUACUAUGGAUAGACUUGACCAGUGAAGAGGCAAGUAGUACAUCUUUUUACUGCUAUGAAACUGGGUCAUCUGCAUUUAACAAACACAGACUAAAUGUUUAUUUCAGUCCCACACGUCCUGAUUUAUGCCUCUUUUAUCAUGCCGUAGAUGGGUUUGUUUCUUUUUUGUUUUAGGAAAAAAAGAGCCUGCUGAAUGGUGGAUACAUAUGAACUCAGAACAAGUGAAAAAGUGUCCUGUUAGUGCCUAAUCUUUUUACACUGUCAGUAUUGGAAACAAAUGAGAUCUGUUUGUUAAAGUGAGUGCCUGUUUAUUAUUGCCUUGGUCUGAAGGAUAAUUUCAACAGUAUGGUCGCAUUCUACAAUAGUCAUCCACGUGCUCAUCACAAAUGAUGCAAUGAGACGUCAGAAGGAGAGCGCUGCAUAGAAAGUGCGCUUUGCAUUUUGCUAUCAUCAUGUAGUGACUCCCCUUUUGAGUACAUGAAUAUGAUGUUCUCUUCUACACAUUUACAAGCAAUUAUCAGUGUACCAUAUUUAUUCGGAUUUACAUUUCUUAAGAGUUGUAAUUGCUCUUUUGCUUUCUAGAGAAAAAAUGAAAAUGUGCAACUUAAUACAUUAUCAAUGGUUACCGCUACUACUGUUAGUUCACCAUAAUCCUCCCUUUGAAUCAACUGCUACUGUAAAGUAUGUGCUAAAUACAACCGUUAGCAAGUCACUGAAAAUCCAUUGACCGAGUUUGUAGCCUCAGUGUUUGACUGUGUGCUGUUUAACUCUUCUGCUGCAUGUUUUUUGUUUUUAAAAAAAAUAUAUUUAAUAAAAGUGCAAUAGAGCUUUUAAAUUUC